Messenger RNA from Syngnathus acus (greater pipefish), 2571 nucleotides. It is a transcript of the gene fli1rs, whose product is annotated as Fli-1 proto-oncogene, ETS transcription factor-related sequence. Gene Ontology annotation, molecular function: DNA-binding transcription factor activity, RNA polymerase II-specific; sequence-specific DNA binding. Gene Ontology annotation, biological process: cell differentiation; regulation of transcription by RNA polymerase II. NCBI's taxonomy places the organism in Eukaryota, Metazoa, Chordata, Actinopteri, Syngnathiformes, Syngnathidae. The transcript has 10 exons. The coding region runs from base 173 to 1663 and encodes 496 amino acids. The record is from RefSeq and is a predicted model, not a curated record. Gene Ontology annotation, cellular component: nucleus.
GCUUGCCAUCCGGUUUAUGGUGCGCGAGCAGAAAAAAAAAAAAAAAGCACCACAAUGGUUUGCGCCAUCGAGUCAAUGCACCUCAGCGUCAAUUGAAGCCCGCAAAUAAUUGAGCAGCUAAAAAAGAAAAGCACGAGAAAGAGACGCGUUCAAUGAGCAAGCCGCUUCGAAUAUGGACUGCACCAUAAAGGAAGCGCUGUCUGUGGUGAGCGAGGACCAGCCCAUAUACGAGCCGCCCUACACCACCACCAUGCACAUGAAGACUGAGAUGACGUCGCCGUGCGGAUUCAAGCAGAGCCCCGAGCCCGCUGAACCCGACUGGCCGGCCGCCGCCGCCGCCGCCACGGCACAGAAGAGAAGCGAGCAUGUCAACGGAACUAACCACGAGUCCCCGGUGGACUGCAGCGUGACAAAGCGCUCCCGCCACAUGAGCAACGACGGCGUGCCCAUGCCGUACCAGCCCUCGUACCCGGAAGCCCGCGUCAGCCCGCCCAACGUCACCCCGCCCAGCAUUACCGCCACGGAGGAGAAGCGCGUCAUCGUACCGGCAGAUCCCGAGGUGUGGACACAGGACCAUGUGCGUCAGUGGUUGGACUGGGCCAUCAAAGAGUACGUCCUAGAGGAAGUGGACGUCAUGCUCUUCCAAGCGCUGGACGGCAAGGCCUUGUGCAAGCUGACCAAAGAGGACAUGAUGCACCUCACGUCCGCCUAUAACGCUGACAUCCUGCUCUCGCACCUCAAUUACCUCCGGCAGAGUAGUCCAACUUUCUCGUACUCCACGACCGUCUCCACCAACACACCGCCGCCGGCACCGCCGCCGCAGCCGCCGGCACCGCAGCCUCGACUUCAGGUCAAAGCUGAAAGCAGUUUUGAUGAGAUUGGCCGCAGGAACAGCUGGAGUACAAACGGCAUGACGGUAGUGCCCAAAGGUACCGCCAUGGAGCAUCAACACAGCAGAGUGACAGAACCAGUAACAAGAAUCGGCCAAGACCCCUAUCAGACAUUAGGGCCCAUUAGCAGCCGUCUAGCAAACCCAGAAGGCCAAGCCGCCCGCUCGUCCAAGAACCGAACAGGCAGGCACAGUUCGCACAAGCUGCCUGACCUCAGCGCCCAAAGGCCUGUGGGUUCAGGGCAGAUUCAGCUGUGGCAGUUCCUGCUGGAGCUGCUGUCGGACAGCAACAACGCCAGCAUCAUCACCUGGGAGGGCACCAACGGCGAGUUCAAGAUGACCGACCCCGACGAGGUGGCCAAGCGUUGGGGCGAACGCAAGAGCAAGCCCAACAUGAACUACGACAAGCUGAGCCGGGCCCUGCGCUACUACUACGACAAGAACAUCAUGACCAAGGUGCACGGCAAGCGCUACGCCUACAAGUUUGACUUCCAAGGCAUCUCGCAGACGCACCAGAACCACCAGGCGGCCGACAGCGGCGGCGGCGGCAUGGUCAAGUACCAGACGGAGAUGUCCUACGUGCAGCCUUAUCACAGCCACCAGCCCAAAAUGAACUUCAUGACGGGCCACCCGCCGCCGCCCAUGCCCGUCUCGCCCGGGAACUUUUUCGGCCCGCCGUCCACGUAUUGGAACUCGCCCAGCAGCCCCAUCUACCCCGGGGCGGCCAUGAACAGACAUCCCGCCACCCAUUCCCACCUGAGCUCAUAUUACUGAGCGCACACACAUUCCAAAAAGGGGAAGAUGAGUUUUGUUCUAAAACGGGCAUUCUUGCUGGAAAGUAGGUUGGACGGACAGACACGAGGGACAAACGGACGCCUGUAUACUCUUCCUGGGAUAUUAUAUGAAUAUACUGAUGACACGCUGUAUUUACUGUAUUCAAUUAUGGAACCAAGUUUCUCUUCUCUGAGUAGAGCGGAUAGAAAAAGUCGACACAUCCAAAGCAAGUGAGAUCCUUCAUUUCAAAACUCUUUCCACCCUUUUUUUUUAGUUUGUUAAAAAAAGGGAAGUAAAAAUGAACUACUGAUCUAAUGUACCUCUGAAAAGUGCUACGUGGAUGAGGUGAGGAUUAAUCACAUUCAAGUUAAAUAGGAGUGCCACCAAGUGGCUCCGAUCAACACCAAAUGAAUUUUAGCUUUCUCUACAGACACACAUUUAUUUACUUUCUGAUAAAAGGCACAAAAGGAAACAACUAUUAAAACAAAUGAAUUUAAUUUGUUGUUGAUCAGGGGCACCUUAAAUUGUGACAGGUGUGCAUUGAGUCCCAUUUAAUAUGUGACUGGUUAUUACUUAAGACAACCACGUCCCAGGUAGAAGAGGGUGUGCACACUUGUGCAACUGCAUUAUAUCAGCUGUAGAUUUUUGCUUCCCCUAAGAUAUUUUUGUCAAUUAGGUUUUAUAGGUCAUCCAUCUAGGUCUCAUCUUUUUUUUUUUUUCUUUCAAAAAUGAAACUGGCUUUGAACAGGGGUGUGUAGACUUUUUAAAUCCACCGCAAAGAACUUGUUUGAUAGCUGGCGGCGGAAACUUGACUUGCAAGACUUUUGUAAAAGAAAUUGUACAGAAUCUUCCGUUAUGUAGCAAGGCGUCAUUUACUCAUGUUAAUAAAUGUUCCCUGUAGCUAACAA